AUGACCUCUCUCCGACUCGAAUCCAUUCUCUUCAAUGAAACUCCGCCCCCUUCACCGUCUCCUCCAAAACGCCCGACUACGCCUCCUGGACACCACCCUACCACUCCGUCCCCUACAACCCAUAAACUCCCAUUUUUACGAAGCAAUGAAGCCUCUGUUCGGUUUCAGCAUCUUCUUACUCUGCUGCGCCUCCGUCAGGGCAGAAGACGACGCCUCUGCAGCAGCGCAGCAGCAGAUGCAGACGCCCAGAAUCACGUCUCUUUGCCAGGGGAUCAGGAAACCGGCCGGGCGGCGGGCGAUGAUUUUGGAGAUGCAGAAGGCGAAGCUGGCGUCAUAUCAGAUCUCAUAGUCAUGCUCGUCGAAGCGGCCAGGUCGACCAGUUACUCGUCGCUGCUGACACUGAAUGUCACGAACGUCAUCAUCUUGGCAGUCUUGGCAUUCAUCUUCUUCUCCCAUUACGGAUUCAUCGGCCUGGUGGGGAGAUCGUUUGAUGGACCGGGAGCCUUCGACGUGUCCGCCCUCAGUAGCGCCGUGGCGGCGAUCGCGCCCGGCGUCCGAAGAGCUUUGCAAACGUACGCUCACCUACAGGAGAAUUAAGGCAUCAGAGCCCCCGCCCCCCCAAAAAAUAAAUCACUUUCGAAGGUGCCCGCUACUGGUGGUGGCCACAUAACAUAUGGCGGAGAAAAUCGGUGAUGCUUCGUUCUGUGGCUGACAUCGCUGACGACAUUGACGGAGAACACACAUCAUUCACUCUGAGUGACAUCCCUCCUCCGUGAUAUCUUUCGGGGAUGUCUUCCUUCAUACAAAGACAGAAGUAAUAAUGAAUGUUUUACGGCUGGGUUCUCGUUGUUAUGUUGUUUUUAUCAUUUAACAAAAUGUUUGAAUGUUUUCACUCGUUUUCGUGUUUGUCUUUGCAGUUCGGUGUUUGUUCGAACGUUUAAUGAUUUAUGUUUAUUUGCUAUAAACCUCCAGAUGGAUACUUAGAG
Messenger RNA from Macrobrachium nipponense, 986 nucleotides. RefSeq lists its product as uncharacterized. The record is from RefSeq and is a predicted model, not a curated record. Bases 1 to 597 code for a protein of 198 amino acids. The transcript has 3 exons. NCBI's taxonomy places the organism in Eukaryota, Metazoa, Arthropoda, Malacostraca, Decapoda, Palaemonidae.